AUGGCAACACAUAUUCAUCCCUUUGACCCGCUGCGGCCUGAAGAAAUCAGCAGGGUCGCAGACAUUGUACGGCCCGCAUUCGCCGGCCAGGGCCUCAAUUUCCGAGUAAUUACUCUCAAGGAACCGCCGAAAGCUGAGAUGAUAGACUUCCUCGAGCGUGAGCAUCGCAAUGAGCCGGAGAAAAAGAGGCCCUCGCGUUGCGCACGGGUCGAAGUGCUGGUGAAGCCUCAUGCUGGCAAACACGAAUUGCAUGAACUCUUCGUCAAUCUCGAUGAAAGCAAGAUCAUAGGACAAAAGCAUCUUAUUGGAAAGCAUUCAUAUAUCGAUGCGGCAUACAUGAAAGAGGUAGAAGUCGCUUGUCUAGCUGAUAAGCAAGUGCAGGAGGAGAUUCGCAAGCUAAAUCUCCCUCCGGGAUCAACAGCAAUUGUUGAGCCUUGGGCAUAUGCAACAGAUGGCGCGAAUGACAUGUCUGAGCGCAUCACUAUGUGCUGGUUCUACUGCCGUCAUUUCGAUCAUCCAGAUGUCAACUAUUACGCUUACCCUCUCGACAUAUGUGCCGAGAUAUCAGAACAACUUCAAGUUCUUCGAGUCUAUCGCCUUCCUGGAGCAAAAGAUGAAAAGAUUAAUAAUGAAGAUCGCCCUUAUGAUCGCCGCAAAAUACAUGAAGCGUCAUCUAGCGAGUAUCAUCCUGAUCUACGCCCCAAGCCGCGAUCUACCACCAAACCCUACCAGGUGAUACAGCCUGACGGGCCCUCGUUUCAAAUCCAAGGCAAUCUGCUGAACUGGGAGAAAUGGAGUUUUCGCAUCGGAUUCAAUUAUCGAGAGGGCCUGACACUUCAUGAUAUACGGUACGAUGGCCGGAGUCUUUUCUACCGCCUCUCCCUGGCAGAAAUGUUUGUUCCUUACGGCGACCCACGAGCUCCAUAUCCACGAAAGGCUGCAUUUGACCUCGGCAACGAUGGUGCUGGCAUAAACGCAAAUAACUUGCAGCUUGGCUGUGAUUGUUUAGGCACUAUUAAGUAUUUUGAUGCCUGGCAUAAUACGCAAUCUGGAGAACCUAUGAAGCUGCCCAACGUUGUUUGCUGUCACGAACAAGAUGACGGAAUCCUAUGGAAGCACACCAACUUUCGCACCGGUAAUGCGGUCGUCACUCGAUCACGCAUUCUCGUGUUGCAGACAAUUAUCACAGUCAGCAAUUAUGAAUACAUUUUUGCAUUUCAAUUCGCUCAAGAUGCGUCCAUCUUCUAUGAAGUUCGGGCGACUGGCAUUCUGUCCACCGUACCGCAUCACCUGGACCAGAAAGACAACGUUCCAUAUGGCACAGUAGUUGCACCCGGUGUGUUGGCGCCUUAUCACCAGCACCUAUUCAGUCUUCGGAUUGACCCGGCUGUCGAUGGCCAUCAAAACACAUUGUCAAUUGAAGAAUCUCAUCCUAUGCCAAUUGAUGAUCCGGCAAUCGAUAACCCCUUCAAGGUGGGUUAUCACACCGUGAACCACUAUGUGGAGAAGGAGGGUGGUUUCGAUCUAGACAUUAGCAAGGGCCGUGUCUUCAAGUUUCUCAAUGAAAACAAGAUUAAUCCGAUCACGGGGACACCUGUAGACUCAUACCAUGCAAAAAGGUCUGAAUUUGGCCAACAUGCUGUCUGGGUUACUCAUCACGAAGACGACGACCAUUUCCCAUCAGGCAGAUAUACAAUGCAGUCUUCUGGUGGCGAUGGAAUUGCUUCGAAUAUUCAGAAGCGAAAUGCCUCGGGUACUUCUAAAUCCGUUAGGAACGCGGACAUUGUCGUUUGGCAUACGUUUGGAUCAACGCAUAAUCCUCGCAUCGAAGAUUGGCCUGUUAUGCCAAGUGAGAAAAUGACGGUUGGUCUUAAGCCGGUGAAUUUCUUUACAGGCAACCCGGGCUUAGACGUGCCUGUGUCAACACAAGAGAAGAAUAAGAGCGUUUUAUACACAGAGAAUCUAGAGAGGAAAGUAGAGGUUUGCUGUGGUACUCAAUUAUGA
Trichoderma breve is the source of this 2004-nucleotide messenger RNA. Its product is annotated as copper amine oxidase, enzyme domain-containing protein. Bases 1 to 2004 code for a protein of 667 amino acids. Lineage: Eukaryota; Fungi; Ascomycota; Sordariomycetes; Hypocreales; Hypocreaceae. The transcript has 4 exons. Gene Ontology annotation, biological process: amine metabolic process. The record is from RefSeq and is a predicted model, not a curated record. Gene Ontology annotation, molecular function: copper ion binding; quinone binding; primary methylamine oxidase activity.